Molecule: messenger RNA, 1466 nt
Organism: Bicyclus anynana (squinting bush brown)
Lineage: Eukaryota; Metazoa; Arthropoda; Insecta; Lepidoptera; Nymphalidae
Exons: 1
Coding region: 27-1457 (476 amino acids)
Source: RefSeq, a predicted model, not a curated record
GCGACAGAGAGCACGCCGCAGGAGCCAUGCGGCGGCCGAUCCUCCUGUUGUGCCUCGCCGCGCGCCUCAGCCACGAGCUGCAGGCCGUGCAGCGAUACUUCGCAGCGCGCCGCUCGAGCCAGCUCGCCGCGCCCUCCGCCUACCUCUACAGCCGGCUCGGCGCCGGCCGCACCCUCGGAGCUCUGCACGCCCGGGAGAAAAGGGGAGGAGCACAAAACGCAACGAGUUUACAACACGAACUCAUGAAUGUCUCUACGACGAGUCCCGAACGCCAGGAGAGCAGCAACACAUCCAGCGACGUCCCCUCCCUGUCGGUCACGGCGAGGUACUCGCUCUGGCCGGCGAGCGGAGCCGCAUCGAACGCCAUGAAAGGUUACGGCUCGGUGUUUCGUAUCGACGAUGAAGAUCUUCGCGCAGAUGUCAAAACUUCCUUCUAUUUUUGGCCUCUCUUUUACCAGACUCUAUACGAAUUCGAACCCACUUCACUCGGGGAAGCCAAGAAGGCGAUAGAUAAACGGUUCGCGAUGCCAACGGCAGGAAAAAUUAUACCGGUUCACGAAAAUGUCGACGAAACGAUCGACGAUGACUCUGGGAGCAACAGAAACGCGAUUCAAGAUUACAAACAUACUGAGGCAGGAGCGACUGAGAGUCCUGUUAAUUAUGAUAAUAAACCGUUAUUAUAUAAUGGCAUAAACGAUUCCUUCAACAAAACGAACGAAGACGAUUCGACUACACUCAAAGAACUUCCCUGGGAAAGGGAAAUGGACCACGAAAUGUCUUCACAAGAUAUCGAAGAUAGCGAGCGACUGAGGCGUUUACAAGAAAAUAACCCCAGUAGUAACAGGAAGGAAAAUACCAAUACUUUAGUAGCACACGACGGACUCGACGCAUUACAGGAGUCCGUGCGUAACCAAGGUCGCAAUUCCUAUCGCGAAUCUGCAUCUAAUGAAAAAGGAGACGACAACAGGCACAGCUACGGCGGAGACUACGAGUACGAAGGAGACAAUUACAGGGGAUUCGAAGAUUUUGUUGACUCUUUCGCAAACAAAUAUGGAUUAGAAGAGCAUGACAGAGAAGCUAAAUUCGCUAAGAAGAAUAAUGCAGAUAAAGGUGAAAAAAAGAAAGGAUUUCGCACAGUCUACCACAAAGAUGAAUACCAAGAGCACCAUGACUUCUUUGAUAACACCGACAAUAAUGAAAAUGUUGAAGAGAAGGGUGCAUCUAAAGUUCACAUCGGUGGUUCGGAAGGAAUUGUGCGUUCCUUGGCAGGCGCUGCGACUGGCAAAGAUAAAAGUAAGCUUAAGAAUACAGAAAAUAUUGAAAGAAAUCAGUACGAGAGAAACCAAAUUGAUAAAGAAGGACUCACCGACGUUGAACAAGAAUUAGAGCAGUAUAGAGACGUCAUUAAACGUAUGGCACAAAGUGACAAUGCUCAAUAUUUCGAUCGCUACCUGUAGACCCAAGGU